AUUGGUUACCCACUACGCAACAACCUCGAAACGACGCCGUACUCCUCUUAUCCUCCUCUGCUUCUACCAGAUAUUUCCUUGGCAUUAUCCCCCCCUUCCUCUUCCCCAAAAGCUCCGCUCCUCCCUGAACCACUCUUAUCAAUCGCCGAUCAACUAAUAACCUUUCCUUCCCUUCUUCUUCUUCUUGUUGUUAUUAUUAACCGACUCGUUUAACUCAGUGAUUCGUCCAAGAAGCCACUGAGUCCGGUGAUGUGGUCCUGAGUUCUUUCUUUGAAGGGGGUAGAAUCAGAAACUGAAAAAAAGAGAGACAAAAAUGGAUCGAGCAGACUUGACGGUCGGACCGGCUAUGGAUAUGCCGAUUAUGCACGACAGUGACCGUUACGAUUUCGUUAGAGAUAUCGGAUCUGGUAAUUUCGGAGUUGCUCGACUUAUGAGAGAUAAGGUUACCAAGGAGCUCGUCGCUGUCAAGUACAUCGAAAGAGGCCGUAAGAUAGAUGAAAAUGUUCAAAGAGAAAUUAUUAAUCAUAGAUCAUUGAGGCAUCCGAAUAUUGUUAGAUUUAAAGAGGUUAUUUUAACACCUACUCAUCUUGCCAUUGUAAUGGAGUAUGCCUCCGGAGGUGAGCUUUUCGAGCGGAUUUGUGCUGCGGGUCGGUUCAAUGAGGACGAGGCUCGGUUCUUCUUCCAACAGCUUAUAUCCGGCGUUAGUUAUUGCCAUGCGAUGCAAGUAUGCCAUCGUGAUUUAAAGUUGGAAAACACUUUGCUAGAUGGAAGUCCAGCUCCUCGGCUUAAGAUAUGUGAUUUUGGGUACUCGAAGUCUUCAGUUCUUCAUUCGCAACCAAAAUCCACAGUUGGAACUCCUGCAUACAUUGCUCCUGAAGUACUCCUAAGGAAAGAAUAUGAUGGCAAGAUUGCAGAUGUUUGGUCAUGCGGGGUUACCUUGUAUGUCAUGCUGGUUGGAGCAUACCCUUUUGAGGAUCCAGAUGAGCCAAGAGACUUUCGGAAAACAAUACAAAGAAUUCUUAGUGUCCAGUAUGCCAUUCCUGAUGUCGUCCAAAUAUCACCUGAGUGUCAACAUCUGAUUUCAAGGAUAUUUGUUGCUGAUCCUUCAGCUAGAAUUACAAUUCCUGAUAUUAGAAACCACGAGUGGUUCUUGAAGAAUCUCCCUGCUGACCUGAUGGACGAAAACACAAUGGGUAGCCACUUCGAGGAGCCCGAUCAACCUAUGCAGAGCACAGAUACAAUCAUGCAGAUAAUAGCUGAGGCCACCAUUCCAGCUGCUGGAGCCCCUGGCUUAAACCAUUACAUAGUCGACAACCUUGAUGAUGAAGACAUGGAUGACCUUGAUUCUGAAUCGGAGCUUGAUGUUGAUAGUAGUGGGGAGAUAGUCUAUGCAAUGUGAUAUGAAGGAAGAGAGCUUCUCUGCAAUGGUGCAGUUAUUCCAGGCAAUCAAAAGUGCGAAGACAUAUAGCUGCAAAGAAUUUAUGGUAGAGUUGCGCAAUACUGGUCUGAAAUUGUCAUGGUCCAUUGAGUCCAUUAUGUUCAUAGCAUGAAGCUUUUAUACAAAUCUGUGGAAGAAAUUGAUAUUUAAUACUACUUUACAAGGGAUGAUCCACAGGGAUAAAAGGUUCAAUGUCGGAUGAUCAUCUCCCAAACUUCAACAUCCCGGUAACCAUCAUCGAACCCGGUUCAUUUGUAUUUUGGCAUUGCUCGUGUACUUUUUGCUUGGUUCUGUUUUAUGCAGUUGAAUAUAUAUAAUAUAUGGCUACUUUCUAUUA
Gossypium raimondii (Peruvian cotton) is the source of this 1775-nucleotide messenger RNA. RefSeq names its product serine/threonine-protein kinase SRK2I. Gene Ontology annotation, biological process: protein phosphorylation; intracellular signal transduction. Bases 314 to 1399 code for a protein of 361 amino acids. NCBI's taxonomy places the organism in Eukaryota, Viridiplantae, Streptophyta, Magnoliopsida, Malvales, Malvaceae. The record is from RefSeq and is a predicted model, not a curated record. The transcript has 9 exons. Gene Ontology annotation, cellular component: nucleus. Gene Ontology annotation, molecular function: ATP binding; protein serine/threonine kinase activity.